AAAUUGAGUUUUCGAGAGGUACUUUAUUUAUCCACAAACAAAAUUAUCUAAACCUCCCAAGAACCCCAACUCUUCUCAUCUUCUCCUUCUCAAAGGACAUAACACAAACAGAACACCUGCAAAAAUCUUACAUAAUUCUCGUCAACACUAUGGCUUCUUCACUCUCUCUAGACUUAGCCACUACCUUCUUAUCCUUCACUUCUCGCCGCCAAACCCCACUCUCCAGAGUUCCUACCACUGUUCUCCCUCUACUACUAAAACCCAAACAAAAAUUAUAUCUCAAACCCACGCCGCUCUCUCUCUCUAGAAUUGUUUUUUCUAAACCUCUCCGCCGCAGGUUCUCCGUCUCUGCCGCUUCCUCCUCCGCCACUGCCGCCCCUCAGAGUGAGGAUUCCGAUUUGGCUACUAAUAUUCCUCCUGAUAAUCGAAUUCCUGCUACUAUUAUUACAGGGUUUUUGGGGUCUGGCAAGACAACGUUACUUAAUCAUAUAUUGACUGCGGACCAUGGGAAGCGAAUAGCAGUGAUUGAGAAUGAGUAUGGUGAAGUCGACAUUGAUGGUUCUUUAGUUGCUGCAAAAACCACCGGAGCCGAGGACAUUAUUAUGUUGAACAAUGGUUGUCUGUGUUGUACAGUAAGGGGUGAUCUUGUGAGGAUGAUUGGUGAAUUGGUUGAUAAAAAGAGGGGGAACUUCGACCACAUUGUUAUAGAGACUACAGGGCUUGCAAAUCCAGCACCGAUCAUUCAGACUUUUUAUGCUGAGGAUACGAUUUUUAAUGAUGUCAAGUUGGAUGGUGUUGUAACCUUAGUUGAUGCUAAACAUGCCACUUUGCAUCUGGAUGAGGUAAAGCCAAAGGGAGUGGUCAAUGAGGCUGUGGAGCAAAUUGCUUAUGCUGACAGAAUUAUUUUAAAUAAGACUGAUCUCGUUGGUGAGAAAGAAAUUGCUUCUUUGGUGCAGCGGAUUGGGAACAUCAACCGCAUGGCUCAUUUGAAGCAAACACAAUUUGGAAAAGUUGACUUGGGUUACGUCCUUGGUAUUGGAGGGUUUGAUUUAGAGAGAAUUGAUAGUGCUGUAGAUGCAGAGGCUGGAAAGGAAGAUCAUGCCAGCCAUCAUGAUCACGAGCGCCACGACCACGGCCAUGAUCACGAGCACCAUGAUCACGACCACGACCAUCAUGAACAUCAUGAUGAUCACCAUUCGCACGAUCAUACUCAUGAUCCCGGUGUUUCUUCAGUCAGCAUAGUAUGUGAAGGGAUUUUAGAUUUAGAGAAGGCCAACAUGUGGCUUGGUAAUUUAUUGAUGGACCAAAGUGACGACAUAUACCGUAUGAAAGGUCUUUUAUGUGUUCAAGGCAUGGAUGAGAGAUUUGUGUUUCAGGGUGUUCACGACAUAUUCCAAGGUUCACCAGAUCGGUUGUGGGGCGAAGAUGAACCCAGAAUAAACAAGAUUGUAUUCAUAGGGAAGAACUUGGAUAAAGAAGAAAUUGAAAAGGGUUUCAAAGCCUGCUUGCUGUGAUUGCUAACUCAAAGUCCAAUUAUUGUAUCUCAUUACUUUGAUAAAGUGAUAACUGAUGUAUGUUAAAAUUGAUGAUAAUAUUUAUAAAUGAUUUGUACACACUCAGAAUAAAAACUAUAGUUCAUAAUAAUCAUUGUGUAUAAGCAGUCAAUUGAUGUGCUUCAAUCAUGUCA
Messenger RNA from Mercurialis annua (annual mercury), 1687 nucleotides. RefSeq lists its product as uncharacterized. NCBI's taxonomy places the organism in Eukaryota, Viridiplantae, Streptophyta, Magnoliopsida, Malpighiales, Euphorbiaceae. The record is from RefSeq and is a predicted model, not a curated record. The transcript has 10 exons. Bases 150 to 1514 code for a protein of 454 amino acids. Gene Ontology annotation, cellular component: cytoplasm.